This is a messenger RNA of Geodia barretti, 243 nucleotides long. Lineage: Eukaryota; Metazoa; Porifera; Demospongiae; Tetractinellida; Geodiidae. The record is from the annotation of a GenBank genome assembly.
AUGCCAACCACGGUACCAAGUGAGCCUCCACUUGAAGACCUGAACGAGGGCCACACUGGACUGAAUGCCAUUGUAUUCCCGAUCCUGGGGGUUCUGACCGGUGCAUUCUUCACUCUUUCUCUCGUGGCCUGCCUCUACCUGUGGUGCCACUACAGACAGAAGAAAAAUGGUGAAGUGGCUCGUAAACGGACAGUUGAGGCCACCUUUCACACAUACUCAUCCCCAAGUACACUCUCCUCAUAC